Messenger RNA from Phytophthora infestans T30-4, 2082 nucleotides. RefSeq lists its product as uncharacterized. Lineage: Eukaryota; Oomycota; Peronosporomycetes; Peronosporales; Peronosporaceae. The transcript is spliced from 2 exons. The coding region runs from base 1 to 2082 and encodes 693 amino acids. The record is from RefSeq and is a predicted model, not a curated record.
AUGUUUCUCGAGUUGUCCUUCGCAUCUUCGACCGAGGACAAGAAGAUGUCUGCGUCCAAGGCUUUAAGAAGCUGGCAAAACGAUUACGAAGACAAGGACGAAAUGUCGCUUGAUGAACUCAUCUCCGACUUCCAGCAGAGUGCCACAAGAAGUCGAUCAAGGUUGAGCCAAAGUAAACGAAGCUCCAACGCCCCGUCACAAUCAAAAACGCCACCUUCAAAGAACUCAAAAGCAAAAGCAGACACUAAUCGUCAGCGCGCGUUGAGACCACAGUCCACGAAGAUAAAAGCAACUAGUCCAACUUUUAAGACCAUGAAACGUGACGACUCCAGUGACGACGAAGCCGCAGUGUCCCCUAUGCCUCGAAUCGAGCACGUACUUAGGAAUCGACCUUCAUUCGCGAGUAAACGCUGCAGCGCCUGCUCUUCUGUAUCAACGCAAGCCAAACCAACGAGGUCGACUCAAAUGCGCAAACGUCAAGAUAAGUCGCCUGUCUUGUCCUCACCAUCACUUACUCCACCUUCGCUCUCUCCAGUCACGUCUUCCUCGACCACAUCUUCUCCGCUAUCUGUAUCGAAUGACAUCUACACGUCUGGAACGCCCGAUGAAGACUCCAUCGACGCGUUGAUUGGGAAAGAGAUCCGCGAUCUCAAUGAUUUGAUCUCUACUGGCAGUCGAGUCAAGGCAAAAUCAUCAGCAACCGACGAUGUUUCGAACGUGAUUCGACAAAGUACGCGCUUCGGGAAGACAUCGCCAAAGAAUCUCCGUUCCUCGCUUCGACUUCGAAUCCCCAGAGAGAGAAAAAUUAGAGCAUCCACGCCGGAGUCGCCUCCACCACCUCCACCUCCGGAAGAUUCCGAAGACGAUGAGGAAGACUCAUUCGCUGAGGAGAUCCGGAAGCUCCGAGAGAGUCGUCGGCUGAGCUCAAUGGCCACUAAAACAGCCGAGAAAGAGUCCGAAAAAGAGGAAAGUUCCGACUUUUGUUCCGUGACUGCGUUGCGCGUCCGGAACGCUUCGAACACCAUCAGUGAACUGCUUCUAGAGGCCUUGAAGCCAUUUGAGGGCAAAGUGGGGGCAGACGAGGAAGCCAAAACACUCAAAGAGGAGACGAGUAAAGGUGACGCGGCAAUACGGGACGCAGCGAGUGCUGAGCUGCAAUGUGCCACUCAGACGAUCGUGUCGCAGCUGGAUCUGACGUUCGCCGACAUGACGGAGCGUCGUAAGGCCGAUUUGAAGGCCGACGAAGACGCCGCAGCAGCUGCGAAAGACGCGGAGAAGCGAGAGAAAGAAGCAGCUGAAGAGGAGAAGAAGACAGAGGAGAACGAGGCAAAGGAGAGCGAGAUGGAGAUACUCCGACUGAUCCCCAUGCAGGGCAAACUCCUCACGUGCUCAACUGACAUUGAAAACGUGCUACAACAACUCGACAGUGCUGACAUAUCACACAAUGAAUUGAAGGUUGAUGCCGAGAUCAGAGCACUACGGAGCGUCACAGAGCGCAGAAUCCAAGAGAUCGAAGCAAGAAUGACCGCGACAGCAGCGUCCAAUCAGGAACCGGGUGUUGGCAUCUCGUGGCGUAACGUCGACUGGGUUCAAGACAACCUCAAGGUGGACCCUGUACAGGACAACGUAUCUUUAUCUGAAGAGCCCGAAGAUCCCACUGUAAACGUUGAGUCAUCAGAAACGGAAUCGUCUUUCGAGGAAGUACUACAGCGGCAGGUGUUAGAGAAGCUGGACCUGACUAUGCUCAAACUCAGGCACGUCCUCGCUAUUGACACGAAAGAAGCUGAUGAGAUGAAGGAGACGCAACAACGGGAGCAAGCGGAGCAAGAGCAACAGCAAGCGCAACUACAGAAAGAAAACGAGGAGAAGCAGCGCGCAACGGAAGACGCGGAGACAGCGAGACGACGAGUGAUGGGGCUUUCAUCCCUUGACGACGUCGAAGGUUGGCUCGACGAAGGACGAAGGCUGCAGGAUCGACUCUGGUGCAGCCAGUCGCUGAACCGUUUGAUGGCGACGAUGGAGAACCGAACGGAGAUAGAGGACGACGCAGACGAGUUGCUCGUGACAUUCAGCAUGAAGUGA